AUGGCUGUUGUUCAGCAGCAGCGGUGCAGCAAGCAGACGAGCAUCAUCCUUACCCUUCGCAUUCUGCUAUUUGUCAAGCAGCUUCGUCGACGUGUCGAGCCGCGUGUGCACAAUGGCUCAUCAAUCGACUCGGGCAGACUUGGCAUCAGGCUAUUCCGAUCGUCGGGCGAGUCGCACACGCCGGCUUCGGCUGCUCCCGCAAGUCGAAACCUGGUUGGAGACAAGGUGCAACAGAUGCUCAGCACACUCGAUGCCAAAGUCGGUGCUAGUACGGGAAACGCUUUUUCAGCGAGUGCGAGUAACAGCGCCCUCUUCCUCAAACACAGCAAUGCGGCCAUCGUCGAGGGGCGUUCCAUGAACGAAACUAUCCAGCUCUUGGCUGCCGUGCACGGCGCCAUCAACGUGCUCGCAGACUGCCGGCGGCAGUACGGCGACUCGUGGCUGCUCGCCCAAGGCGUCGAGGCAGGGCUGGUGCUCGACGACAGCUUCAUUGCCAACUACGAGCACCUGCUGCUGCGCCUGCAGACGGACGUGGUCGCGGCCCUGUCGCGCAAGGUGCUCGAGGAGCUGCUGCGGGGUGGCCACGACAAAAAGCAACGCAAGCUGCUGGGCUGGUUCGCUGAAUUCGCCGAGAAGCCGCAGGCGCUGAGCACAUCGUUCCCGUGGACGAUCAAGCCGUCGCUGGCAGUGCUGUGGGGAGUGUGCUGGAUGUUCUACGAGUGGGCGGGCCAGGGACAGGGACAGGGCGAGGAGCAGCAGCAGCAGCAGCAGAUGAACAGCGAACGAGCGCGAGUGCCGCUGGACUGUGUGCUGCAGAACAUCUCGCUGGGGUGGGAUGGCGGUCCAUCGUCCGACUAUGUCAGCCUGGGCCGGGCGCUGAUUGGCUCUCAGGCGCAGCAGGACGCAAACGCGCGGGUGCAUCUUGGGCACAGCGUGUUCCAGGCACGAAACACGGAAACCUGGGAAGCCGACUUUGCGACGACGGGCAGGCUGCCGGCCUUGGUGCAGAGUCAGGCAGGGCCCGGGGCGGCCCCAGAGGCGGUUGCAACCCCCCACGAUACUUAUUACGCCCAUGCCGCCCCCGACUACCAGCCAGUCCAGCCCGUUAAUUUGUAUUCGCCUCAUAGUCCAGGCUCUGCUGCGCCACUCACGGCCUAUCCGCACCUUGGCAAUCUCCAUCAUCCUAACCAUCCUACUCACGCUUGGCACCACUCCGCCUUGCCACCUCAACUCCCUCCGCGUCAUCUGAUUAACACUGCGCAUAAUCCGACAAUCAGAGUCAUCACCGUCCCGGACGACGACUUGUUUGCUCCGCCACAAACAGGCUUCGCGUCGCCUUCUAUAUAUCGCCAGCCUGAGGCCCCGCUCAACUUGAACUCGUCCGCCUACUACUCCUACUCCCCCUCCCCUUUCAACAUGACUGAUCUCGCUCCCACCACCGCCCCUGCUCUGCCUGCUCCCCACGAGCACAAGCGCACCUCCUCGGUCAACUCACUACUUGCCGACAUGCCUACUCCCGUUAGCCUGAGCUGUCCGCGAUCUCCCAUCAUGACUUCGCCAACCUCUGCAGAGCGCAGACAAUCACUGGCCGCCACCCCCCCAAGAUCCCACAGCAGAGCUUUGUCUGUCGACUCCUCGCAAGAUGGUGACGACGACGGAUCUCUACGGAAGAACCACAGCUAUAAGCGCGCCGAGGAGCCGCCGCGCAACCAAGACGGCAAGAUGGUCUGCAAGCACCAAGAAUGCCAGGGCGUAUCAUUUGAUCGCAAGUGCGAAUGGAGCAAACACAUGGACAAGCAUGAUCGUCCCUACAAAUGCAAUGCCAAGGGCUGCGAAAAGCUUCAGGGAUUCACUUACAGCGGUGGCCUUCUCCGCCACGAGCGAGAGGUCCACAAGAUGCACGGCGGUACGAAGAAAUCACUCUUUUGUCCGUUCCCCGACUGCAAGCGCAGCUCCGGCGCCGGCUUCACGCGGAAAGAAAAUCUCGCUGAGCACAUCCGCCGCGUCCACCGGAGAACAUCAAUGUCAGCAGACUUGCACGGACUUGUCAUUCGCCGUGACAUGGUUCGUCGCGAGAUUGAAGGCUCCCCCAUCCGUGAGUCACAUGCCCCAGAGUCACCUUACAUCCGUCCCAUGGAGUACCGCGAGGAAGAGGACCUCAGCAUGAAACGCAAGCGUGCUGCCUCUGACUCCGAAGUCUCUGAACGUGACAAUGACGAGAUGCGCUCUGAGAUCAAGCGGCUGCGACAAGAAAACGAGGAAAAGGACUCGCGGCUCAAGCAGCUCGAGCAAGCCGUCAUGGCGCUCCAGCAACAAGGCCGCAGAUAA
Bipolaris maydis ATCC 48331 is the source of this 2328-nucleotide messenger RNA. The record is from RefSeq and is a predicted model, not a curated record. NCBI's taxonomy places the organism in Eukaryota, Fungi, Ascomycota, Dothideomycetes, Pleosporales, Pleosporaceae.